ACCUGAGACAGGAGAAGAGUAGUUUCAGUGGAAUAUGGGAACACGCUAUCAUCACUGAAGUCAGUUUUCAAUAAGUUCAGAAGAAGAAUACCCUGGUCUUCAGAUGUUGAGAUGCUGUGUACAAGACUCAACACAGAAGUUUCCAUGAAAGCAGAGACAUUGACCUGGAGACAUUGAAAACAAGAGAACAAAUAUUAUUUUCUUAACCCUGCAACAGGAGACAGUGGCUGGUCACAGACUCUCACAUUUAUCCCCUCUGCCCAUCACAUUUAUGUCGGACUCUGAGCUGCUGCCCUCAGCAUCCACCUCUCCGCCCCCAUUUCACCAGUGUGACUACAGAGAAUGGAGACCCACAUGGGUAAUCAUACCCUCAGUCUAUCUCCUGGUAUUUGUUUUGGGCUCCCUUGGAAAUGGGCUUGUCCUCUGGGCAUACCUGGAUCAACCUGAGGGUAAACCAGCCGGCAUGGGGACCUGCACCAAGCGGCGUCUUCAGCAACCUGGAAGGAGCUCUACCCCCAAGUUGCCGGACUCCUCUCGUUCCCUUACUGACUCACUCAUUGCCAGCCUGGCGGCAGCAGACCUGGCUUUUGUGGUAACCCUGCCCUUAUGGGCAGCCCACACAGCGCUAGACUACCACUGGCCCUUUGGCAAGCCUCUUUGCCAAGUCAGCAGCUAUUUAGUGGCCCUCAACAUGUAUGCCAGUGUGUUCUCCCUCACGGUCCUGAGCAUAGAGCGUUACUGGGUUAUUGCUGGCCGACGGCGAUCCAGUAGGGCCCAGGGGAGUGGCGUCUGCCGAGCAGCUUGGGUAGUGGGGAGCGUUUGGGUGGUGGCAGGUAUCCUUGCUCUGCCUGCGCUACUACUGAGGACUGUAAGGGAGGUGGAUGUAGGGGGUGAGUAUGAAGAAGACUGGCAGACAGCUAAAGAAGAGGAACACUCGGUUCAUGAUCACAUGCCCAUGUUCAUCUCCUCCUGUAUGAUGGACUACUCUGGUCUGAUCUCAGCAGAGCUGGAGGAAGAUGACAGGGAGCAGGCAGAGCUACUGUGGAUGGCGGCUCUAGGACUUAAAUCCACCGUGGUUGGCUUUCUGUUGCCUCUGAUCAUCUUACUGAUCUGUUACUGCUCCCUAGGCCGCCUCCUCAGCCGCCAUUUUGGACAGGGUCCUCGCCCCGACCGCCGACGCCAACGUCGCCUUUUGCGAGUCAUCGUCACCUUAGUGCUAGCCUUCUUCCUCUGCUGGCUUCCCCUUCAUGCCAACAAGACACUUUCCAUGCUCAUGGAGUUAGAGCUGUUGCCCUACUCCUGCCCAUUUGACCGGACGCUGGUUGCAGCUCACCCCUACGCCACCUGUCUAGGGUAUGUCAAUAGUUGCCUCAACCCCCUUCUGUAUGCUUGUUGUGAUGUGGCCUUUCGGAAGCGUUGCCGGGCCUUACUGCAGUGGUGGUGGUGCAGGGGUAGGUGUGGGAGUCCAGUGACAGUAGAUGAGGAGGAGAAUAAGGAACAGGCCAGCCGGAGUUCUGCAAUUCCUUCUGGAACACGCGAGGAAACGGGAAAUGGAAUUGAGGGGCAGGAUGACGUGAGGCAUGGCAGAGGCUGAGAGGAUGGUUGGAGUGCUGUGGCGCCUCAGUCGGAAGAGGAUACUAAUAAACAGAGACGGAUAUCCUGGGAAAUGUGCAACCCUUAGUGUAUUCACGUAAUCCCUCAGGAGAUACACAAACUCAAUAAAUACCACUGGGAAUGGUCAUUUCUUCCAAGGAGAUAAAAAGGAGACCUUCUAGAAAGACACUUGCAACAAAGAAAAUGUAUAUUAUGUGCUACCAAGCCAACAGAUGGGUUUUCUGUAUAUCUUUUUUGAUAUAGCUACAUAACAAUAUGUAUGAAAUACGCAUUCAAUUUGAAUACUAAGAAUUGUGAAUCGAAAAUCCCUGUUUUUCUAAAUGAAUGCUUCUCUGUUAAGGACAGUGAUGUUCACACAAGCUUUCUCCAGUCCAUGAGAAUCAUGUGACCCGCUGAGGUGGAGGCGGCAGAAAUGUUGUUACCAAAUGAAAUCCUUUAGCCAUGGUACUGGUACAGUUCAUAGUUUCCCACGGAGGCACAUGGCACUCUCCCUGACACACACACACCCACACCCACACACACACACACACACACACACACACAAAGCGAGAGGGAGAUUUCCAGUUUAUAAGGAAGUGAAUGAUGUGUUCCUUUGUGACUCAUAAGAUUGCAUUAAUACAGAAUCUUUAGUGCCAAACUUUCAUCGAGGAAGCUUGACUAGUGUGGCACUGGAGGCAACCUGGUCUCAGAGCAUUUGUAUUAUUCUGUAUGUAAAUCCGAAACACUCCAUU
Molecule: messenger RNA, 2345 nt
Organism: Coregonus clupeaformis (lake whitefish)
Lineage: Eukaryota; Metazoa; Chordata; Actinopteri; Salmoniformes; Salmonidae
Product: apelin receptor B
Exons: 2
Coding region: 272-1594 (440 amino acids)
Biological process (GO): immune response; G protein-coupled receptor signaling pathway
Cellular component (GO): membrane
Molecular function (GO): G protein-coupled receptor activity
Source: RefSeq, a predicted model, not a curated record